Molecule: messenger RNA, 477 nt
Organism: Peromyscus maniculatus bairdii (prairie deer mouse)
Lineage: Eukaryota; Metazoa; Chordata; Mammalia; Rodentia; Cricetidae
Product: phospholipase A2-like
Biological process (GO): fatty acid biosynthetic process; lipid catabolic process; phospholipid metabolic process
Molecular function (GO): calcium ion binding; signaling receptor binding; phospholipid binding
Source: RefSeq, a predicted model, not a curated record
AUGAAACUCCUUCUUCUGGUCGCCCUGCUCACAGCAGGCGCUACUGCAAUCAGCAUCAGCCCUCGGGCUGUGUGGCAGUUCGACAAUGCGUUCAAGUGCUCCAUCCCUUGGAUUAGUAAAUUCACGGAGUACAAUUACUAUGGCUGCUACUGUGCCUUUGUCAACUGGAACGACCGGUCAGCAGAAUUAGACAGGUGCUGCAAGAUUCAUGACAACUGCUAUGCUCAAGUCAAGAAGAUGGAAAGCUGCAAAUUCCUCAUAAGAAACCCCUACAGCAGUCCCUACUCAUACUCCUGCUCUGGAAGGGAGAUCACCUGCAGUGAUGAAAACGACCCCUGUGAGGAUUUCAUCUGUAACUGUGACCGCCAGGCCGCCAUCUGCAUCUCCAAGACCUCAUACAAUAAGGAUUACCAAGGUGUGGAUUCAAAGCGCUUCUGCUGUGUGCUCAUUCUAGGAAGUUGGAUACAAGAAACCUAA